Molecule: messenger RNA, 1257 nt
Organism: Hansenula ciferrii
Lineage: Eukaryota; Fungi; Ascomycota; Saccharomycetes; Phaffomycetales; Wickerhamomycetaceae
Product: mitochondrial 54S ribosomal uL1m domain-containing protein
Exons: 3
Coding region: 1-1257 (418 amino acids)
Biological process (GO): translation
Cellular component (GO): ribosome
Molecular function (GO): structural constituent of ribosome
Source: RefSeq, a predicted model, not a curated record
AUGUUUAGCAGAAUAGGGCUUGUGAGACAAUUAGGUAGCGUGCCUUCAAUGUUGGUAAAACCAGUCUCACCAAUGACUGCCUUACGUGCCUCAUACAAAUCACCAAGCUUAGAAUCUCCAACACAAUCACCAAUAUUAAGUUCUUUACAACAGGGUUCUUCUCCAUCAACUUCAAUUUUUUCAAUUUUUGGUCUUGGUCAACGUCGUUGGAAAUCAAGAGGUAAUACUUUCCAACCUAAUACAUUUAAAAGAAAACAAAGAGUUGGAUUCUUAGCAAGAAUGAGAUCAAGAACUGGUAGAAAGAUUAUUAGAAGACGUAGAUUAAAAGAAUCAAUUGAAAAUAUAAGAAUAACAAAGUCAGUUUCCAAGACUCAAAGAGGAACCUUUGAAAUAAUGUCUUUAAGAAUAUUCAGCAAGAAUGCUAUAAGUAUAGCCAGAUCCAUGUGUCCAGCUAUGACUAUCAGAGGAUUUAGCUCAAGUAUUACAAAAUUUGAUGAAGUAUCUAAAACAGCAGCUGAAAAGAAACAAAGAGAAAAAGGUCGUGAUUUAGCUAAAAAGGAUGAACAAAGAAAAAUGGCAAAUCGUCGUAUAAGAGCUCGUGAACCUGCUAAGAAUUCACCUUAUUUUUUCGAAAUUGCAGAUGCUUUAAGAUACUUAAGAGCUUCUGAAGUUGGUAGAUCUCCAAAUGAAGCUGUUAUAACAAUCACAACUGAUAUUGUUGCUGAUAAAGGUGCUCCUGCCCUUGCUGGUUCUGUUAAAUUUCCAAAAGCCAUGAAAGAAACAAGAACUAUUUUCUUCACAACUGAACCUGAACAAAUUGAAGCUGCUAAAAGAGUUAAUGUUACCACUGUAGGUGGUAUUGAAUUGAUUGAACAAAUUAAAAAUGGUGAAUUAGAAUUAGAUUUUGAUAGAGGUUUCGCCACAGCUGAAUUAACAAAAGAAUUGGGUUCAAUCGCAAGAAAAUUAGGUCCAAAAGGUCUUAUGCCAACAGUUAAAAAGGGAACAGUGGUGGAAGAUAUUGAAAAAACAGUAAAUGAAGUUUCAGGUACAAUCCCAUUCAGACAAAAGGGUACUUUCCUUUCAGUUGCAGUAGGGAGAUGUAAUUUCACUGAUAAAGAAAUCAUUAAUAAUAUUGUGGCAUUGGCUCAUGCUUUUAGAGAAUCUGUUUCAAAUCAAAAAGCUAAAAGAAAUAGUAUCUUAGGUCAAACAACUAUAACUUCUACACAUGGUCCAGGGAUGGUUAUUGAUUUCAGAUGA